GCACGGCGGGCGGCAGCUCGUUGAGCGCGUAGCUCAGAACAGAGUGAAUAUGCAGACAGACGGAGACGUUUCUUGUUUAAAAUCUGACUUGCUGAAGCCCCCUGGAACAUUUUGUGUGCUCGUUGGUGUUACAGGAAGCGUCGCAGCUUUAAAACUGCCUCUGCUGGUGUCACAGCUUCUUCAGCUCCCCGGGGUGGACGUGAGAGUGGUCACCACAGAGCAUGCCAAGCACUUCUACAACCCCGCAGAGAUAUCAGUCAAAAUCUACAGUGACAAAGACGAGUGGGAGCUGUGGACUCAGAGAUCAGACCCUGUGCUGCACAUUGAACUGAGACGGUGGGCAGACUUAUUUGUCAUCGCCCCUCUUGAUGCCAACACUCUGGGAAAGAUUGCUAGUGGCAUUUGUGACAAUUUAUUGACGUGUGUGGUGAGAGCCUGGGAUACCAGUCGACCUCUCCUCUUUUGCCCCGCCAUGAAUACUGCUAUGUGGCUGCAUCCUAUUACAGCCCAGCAGGUGUCCAGGCUCAAGGAGUUUGGAUAUGUGGAAAUACCCUGUAUCGCUAAGAAGCUAGUGUGUGGAGAUGAAGGUAAAGGUGCCAUGGCAGAAGUGUCGACUAUUGUCGGCGUUGUCGAGCAGUACCUUCAGAAACCAGAAGAGUCGUGUGAGGAAACAUGACUGGCGUCAUGCUUGAAAUUCCAGCUGACACCGAUAACCAAUAAAAAAUCAACACGGUGACGACUCUCUCUUCAAGCUGUUAUCUGCUUUUCCGGUUAAAACACGCCCGUGGAAAACGGUUGCUCAUUUUACGUGAUAAGUGUUAUUAGGAGCGCAUGUGUGUGAUGACUAUCAUUUCCCAGCAUUGUCAUCUUUGUUUGUUCACAGCACAAAGACUUGAACAACCCCAAAUAAAUUUGAAACACUUCAACCACUAUUAUGAACAGCCUAUUGUUUGGUCGUUAAUGAUAUAUUCAGUGUGCUGUGUGUAUGUGAUUGUGUUUUAAAUCUCAUAAUGGUUGAUCGUCUAUUCACCUUAAUGGCCAGUGUGCAUAUGAGGUUAAAUUUGACACACCUCAUUAUUCUUCAUCGUUCCACCUUGAUAUGUGAGAAUCUUGAGUUGUGGUUUGAUCUGGGAUGUUUUAUCCUGUCACUUUACCACUGAUUGCCUACAGCUCUUAAUCCUGUGCAGAGCCAAUCUCAGUUUACUGUGCAGGACACACCGGGAUGCCAGUCCAUCACAGGCUUCCUGACGCUGUCACAACGUAUUGCCAAGUCAGCUUUAGGGGCUCGUAUCAUGUAAAUCCCAGCCCAAAGGCAUAAACCUGACUUCUCAUAAAAUUCUGGGCAAUUUGAACAAAUUGCUAUUUGGGUAAUCAGUUAAAGAUAUAGUGGACGAUUUUCUCGAAAGAGUCGAAGCCAAACGUUUGUUACUCGCUUUUUGAAAAACGCGCAUGC
Salarias fasciatus (jewelled blenny) is the source of this 1453-nucleotide messenger RNA. It is a transcript of the gene ppcdc, whose product is annotated as phosphopantothenoylcysteine decarboxylase. Gene Ontology annotation, biological process: coenzyme A biosynthetic process. The record is from RefSeq and is a predicted model, not a curated record. NCBI's taxonomy places the organism in Eukaryota, Metazoa, Chordata, Actinopteri, Blenniiformes, Blenniidae. The coding region runs from base 50 to 676 and encodes 208 amino acids. The transcript is spliced from 5 exons. Gene Ontology annotation, molecular function: phosphopantothenoylcysteine decarboxylase activity; FMN binding. Gene Ontology annotation, cellular component: phosphopantothenoylcysteine decarboxylase complex.